AUGCCGGCUGUACCUACGAUCAUGAACGGCGUUGAGAACCUGCCGGAGUCGAAGCUCGGCACGAAAGAGCAUUGGGAUCAAGUAUAUGAGCGCGAAGUUGCCACCUACAAAGACAUUGGGGAUGAAGGCGAAGUUUGGUUCGGCGAAGAUAGCGUGGAGCGCAUGAUUCGGUAUCUGUGUGAUUUAUUUGAGGAGGAGCCACGCUCCGAGCCCCGGUAUGUUUUGGACAUUGGCACAGGUAAUGGACAUCUACUCUUUGCCCUCAUGGAAGCUCAAGAGGAGGAUUUGGCGCCUGGUACCGUGGAUCCUAGCAGGUUAUGUGGUAUUGAUUAUUCGCCAGCCUCGAUCCAGUUGUGUCAUUCCAUCGCCGAAAAUCGCGGAAAUGAAUGCAAACAGAUUUCUUUUCUCGAAUGUGACUUGCGUGAUAUGUCAAGUAUGGAUACCCUUACCAAACGCGCGAAUGAUGGACAAGGAUGGGACGUUGUCUGUGACAAGGGCACUUACGAUGCGAUUGCACUUUCAUCUCAACUUGUCAAUGGCAAGCUUCCUGUGGACUUGUAUGUCGAUGCUGUGUGUCGCUUGACGCGUGCACGAGAAGGGCUGUUUUUUAUUACAAGUUGUAACUUUACAAAAACCGAACUCGAGGCAAAAUUUGUACCAGCCGGAUUUGUCGUCGAGCAUGUUGUCCCGACACCGUCGUUUACUUUUGGCGGACACAAAGGGUCGAGCGUCACGACCAUGGCCUUUCGUCGUGCAUAG
Messenger RNA from Malassezia restricta, 759 nucleotides. RefSeq names its product S-adenosylmethionine-dependent methyltransferase. Lineage: Eukaryota; Fungi; Basidiomycota; Malasseziomycetes; Malasseziales; Malasseziaceae. The record is from RefSeq and is a predicted model, not a curated record. Gene Ontology annotation, cellular component: cytoplasm. Gene Ontology annotation, biological process: peptidyl-lysine monomethylation; peptidyl-lysine dimethylation. Gene Ontology annotation, molecular function: protein-lysine N-methyltransferase activity. The transcript has 6 exons. The coding region runs from base 1 to 759 and encodes 252 amino acids.